CAUAAAACCGCCCUGAGUCUUCUCCCUCUGCAACUCAAAGCUCACGACAAUGGCGUCCACCCACCAAAACCCCCAUGCCAUCCUCGUAGCCUACCCUCUCCAAGGCCACGUAAUCCCCGCCGUCCAUCUCGCCAUCAACCUCGCAUCCAGAGGCUUCACCAUCACCUUCGUUAACACCCACUCCAUCCACCAACAAACCUCCAGAGCCCAAGGCGCCGGAAGCGAUGACAUCUUCUCCGGAUCUCGGGAGGCGGGUCUGGACAUUCGGUACACGACGGUUUCCGAUGGGCUUCCGGUGGGGUUCGACAGGUCGCUGAACCACGACCAGUUUAUGGAGGCGUUGUUGCAUGUGUUAUCGGCGCACGUGGAGGAGUUGGUGGAGAGGGUGGUGGCGGAGGCGGCGCCGCCUGUGAGCUGCUUGAUCGCUGAUACGUUCUUCGUGUGGCCGUCGGCGUUGGCGAAGAAGUUCGGGCUUUUGUAUGUUUCAUUUUGGACGGAGCCUGCUUUGGUUUUUACACUGUAUUAUCAUAUGGAUCUUCUCAGAAAACAUGGUCACUUCGAUUGCAGUGAAACUCGUAAGGACGUGAUAGAUUACAUACCAGGGGUUGAAGCAAUCGAUCCAAGGGACAUGACUUCUUAUCUUCAAGCCACUGAUACAUCUACGGUUUGUCACCAGAUAAUCUCCACCGCCUUCCAGGAUGCCAAGGGCGCCGAUUUUGUUCUAUGCAACACAGUGGAGGAGCUUGAGCUUCAUACCAUAUCAGCACUGCAGGCCAAGAAGAAACUCUACGCUGUAGGGCCAAUUUUUCCACCUGGGUUCACCAAGAGCAUUGUGGCCACCAGCCUGUGGGCGGAGUCUGACUGCACCCAUUGGCUGGAUGCUAAGCCUAAAGGCUCGGUUUUGUAUGUUUCAUUUGGCAGCUACGCUCAUAUUAGUAAGAGGGACCUGAUGGAGAUUGCUAAUGGUCUCAUGCUCAGCAAAAUCAACUUUGUUUGGGUGCUUAGGCCUGAUAUUGUGAGUUCUGAUGAUCCUGAUCUCCUCCCUAAUGAACUAAAGGAGGAGGUUCGCGGCCGUUCUAUCAUCAUACCCUGGUGCUGUCAAAUUGCAGUGUUGGCGCAUCCGGCGGUUGGUGGGUUCCUCACCCACUGUGGUUGGAACUCGAUUCUGGAAAGCAUCUGGUGCAAAGUUCCCCUGCUGUGCUUCCCUCUUUUGACUGAUCAAUUCACUAAUAGAAAGCUGGUAGUGGAUGACUGGAAGGUCGGGAUUAAUAUAAGCGACGGGGAGUCAAUCGCUAGGGGGGAGGUUUCCGAGAAAAUCAACCAUCUGAUGGGGGGAAAAUCAGGGGAUGAGCUUCGGGAAAGGAUGGAUGCAGUGAAGCAGACACUGGAAAAUGCAUUGAAACCUGAUGGAUCAUCCGAGAAAAAUAUGAAUCGAUUCAAGGAUGAUCUGAAGGUUAGGAUCCAAGAAAAAUGAGGCAGCAUCAAUCCAAAAAUGCUAGUAAGGGUCUACCAAUCACAAGUUGUUAGGAAGUGUUCCCAAAUUCCAAAUUAGAUUCUUUUGUAAAGA
This is a messenger RNA of Vitis riparia (riverbank grape), 1567 nucleotides long. RefSeq names its product UDP-glycosyltransferase 86A1. Bases 50 to 1474 code for a protein of 474 amino acids. Gene Ontology annotation, molecular function: UDP-glycosyltransferase activity. The record is from RefSeq and is a predicted model, not a curated record. Lineage: Eukaryota; Viridiplantae; Streptophyta; Magnoliopsida; Vitales; Vitaceae. The transcript has 2 exons.